AUGGAAAAUUUGAAUCUACUCAACAAUGCACUCUCUGGUACCUUACCACAGUUGAUGUGUAGCAUAGCCCCCAUCUCCAUUCGUGUGGAUUGUAAUGUCAAUUGCACCUGCGCUGAAUGCUCUUGUCUCCAUGAGGUGGUGGUCGAAGGAACCCUUGAGUUUGGGUUGUUUGAUGGUGCAACCAUUCGACCCCCAACAGGGCCGGAAAUUGGCAGCUUGAUGGACCAAACGAGCCUAUUUUAUACCGAACUAUUGAGUGGUGCCGAUGAAGAAUUUCCCUCGUAUGCCUCAAUUGAAGAUGAGUUCGUUGGUUUCCGCUUUGAAGAGACUGCUGAUUUGCCAUAUCAAAUAGAUGCCGACGUGACGGCAAAGUUCAGAUCCGAAGACAGGAUUACUCUGCCUUCAACUUUGGAUGCAUUUGAUUUCAUGCAGGCAGCAAACUAUCAAGACUAUAUACAGAACUACGUUUGGAACACAACACCACAAGGUGGAAUUUUCUUCGACACCCAAAGAAGCAGUUUCAAUGCAAGUGGUGCUUAG
Seminavis robusta is the source of this 540-nucleotide messenger RNA. NCBI's taxonomy places the organism in Eukaryota, Bacillariophyta, Bacillariophyceae, Naviculales, Naviculaceae. The record is from the annotation of a GenBank genome assembly.